AUGGGAGCCAAAUGGGGACUGGCUGAGGUGCCACGACAGCUGCGGCAGCUGCUACGCCGUUUUCCUGUGGGGCAUGCCUCCGUCUACCUUAAUGAGCUGCAGCCAAGUAGCCAGCAUCUUUUUCUCACGGCCUGCAUGGCCAACGGGCCUCGCACGGGGCGUGGAAGUGCGGAGAAGGUGUUGGGAAUUUCUAUUGACAGGCGGAACAUCAGUUCGCACCCAUCGUUUCAGGUGCGACCUGCGAAAGGGCGGAGGUCCCAAGAGCAGGAGGGAAAAGCUCCCCUAUGUACGUCCGUGCCCACGCUACACAACAUGGUGUCUACCUUGCACCUGCCGCCCGGGUCGAAGGGGAUGUUGGCGGCGUAUCGAACCCCUCAUCCCACACUGCUGACGAGGCCGCAUCUUUUUUUACUGACCGUUCCACGUUGGAUGCUUGAGGACGAUGUGGGAGGCAGCGGGGGACGGCGCACGGUGGAGGCUGUUCUUCAGUCUCGUCUAGUGCAGGUGCGGAACACGUUGUAUUGGCGGGAGGGCGAUCCACCGCAUGGGGAGGAUGAGGCGGCGACCGACACAUCCGAGGUCAUGCUGGAGGCUAUUUGGGGCUGCACCAUUUUGCAGCUGCGUCAGGCCGCACGGGUUGCCGCAUCGCAUGGAUUUCGCGUGUUUAUCUUGAGUUACGUUCGGCAGCGGAUGUUGGCGGGUGAGGGGUUGAGGGUGCGGGAGUUGGGCGGCUGGUGCCCCUCCGCGUUUCGCAGCUUUCACUUGGAUGUGCGCACCACGGCGCCACGCGAGUCCUCGACGCACACCUCCUCCAUCGCGCUUUUGGAGGAGGCGCGGCGCGGGUUCGCCGCCGACGCCGACGCCGAAGCCGCCGCGAAGCCCGGCACGCGGGGUCGUCCCUGCGACGGCGCCGCGACGAAAAACCACCGCGAGAGCGCGGCGUGGGUGGAGGGCGCCUUUCCCUUUGCGGUCGCGGAGGCGGUUGUGGAUGUGCGGCGGGAUGCGCUUGUGCCGUGGGCGCGGGUCUGUGAUAGCCCCCUCACCGCCCGCCUCUUCACCGCGCUCUACGAUCGGCGGCACUUCUGCGUGGCGGAUGCGGUGCUGUACGCCUCCCAACGUGUGGUGCUGCCGUUUCUCCUCGGCCUCCCCCCGACGGCGUCGGCGGCAGCGUCGUUGGACGCGGCUGCUGGAGGCGGCGGCGCCGCGGCCUCGUCGGUGGGGCUGAUGCGCUGGUCGGAGAUCCAUGCCGUGCUGCGGUGGCGUUUCUUUGAGCCGGCCUUCGGCUCCCUCGCGCAGCUGGUGCGCACGGAGGACGUCGCCGCGGUGGGCGGCGGCCUCGAUCCGUUUAUUUUCCCCCUCCACGACGCCUUCGUGACGCGGGUCCUGCUGCCGCGGAUGACGGAGUACCACCGCGCCACCUGCGGGGCCGCGGGGGGCCCGGCGCGGCGGAGCUCACCGGCGGCAGGGGGAAAACUCGCCCACGCGACACCGUCGGCGCCGACCACCGUGACGGUCGACAUCCUCAGCUGCUUCAACAGCCUCGUGGGCGGGCGGAGCCACACGGGCGGCGGCGGGGCCGUCAUGCAGCGGGCGAGCAAAGACGAGCACAAGCCAAUGACGAUGCUGGACGCAUCCAACUCCGAUGUCGGGCGCGGCGAUGCCCACUUCAAGCUCUCUGACCUACCAAGCCUGGUGAACUACCUGCUGUACUUUCACCAACACUUUGAGGUUCAUGGCGGCGGCGCAGCUCUGAAGUUCACCCCACACGAGGGUUGA
Trypanosoma conorhini is the source of this 1776-nucleotide messenger RNA. RefSeq lists its product as uncharacterized. The transcript has a single exon. The record is from RefSeq and is a predicted model, not a curated record. The coding region runs from base 1 to 1776 and encodes 591 amino acids. NCBI's taxonomy places the organism in Eukaryota, Euglenozoa, Kinetoplastea, Trypanosomatida, Trypanosomatidae.